UUUGAAGACGCCACGUUGACCAAACCUGUACUGGAUGAUCGUCGACUGAAGGUUCGCGAGCUGGCAGACAUUUCAGAAGUGCGGUCCAUAGCGUAUUAACUGAAAAUUUGGUCAUAAGAAAGCUGUGCGCAAGAUGGUUGCUGCGUUUGUUUAUAAUGGAACAAAUUCAGCUUCCUGAAGAUGUUUCCAUCGAGUAUUUGGCAAUGUUUCACAGAAAUAAAGUCAAUUUUCGCGAUGUUUAAAAAAAACAAUCAAAAUAAUAGACUAAAAAGGGAGAAUCGGGUCCAAAGAAGGCAAAUACCGUUCCACCUGCAGACAAGAUCAUGGCGUCGGUUUUUUGGGAUGCGCGUGGGAUAAUUGAGCUUGAAAAAGGAAAAACUAUCAACGGAGAGUCUUAUGCAUCGUUUGAGGAAAGAAAUAAAGCAAAAACCGCCACAUUUGGCCAAGAAAAAAGUGUCGUUUCAUCAAGAUAACGCACUAACUCACACUUCCGUUAUUGCAAUGGCCAAAAUUAAUGAAUUAAAGUUUGAAUUGCUACAUCAUGCACUCAAUUCGCCAAAUUUAACCUCCUCGGAUAAUUUUCUGUUCCCAGACUUAAAAAAAAUGGCUCGGUGGUCAAAGAUUUUCCAAUAAUGAAGAGGUUAUGUUGACAGUUAAUGGCUAUUGAGGACCUUGAAGAUUCUUAUUUAUAUAAAGAAAGUCUGGAAACCUAUAUGAAAUUCUGGAAACAAAUGUAUAGCGUUUAUCUUUGAUAUUCGUAUUUAUACUGGUGAAGAAUCACGCAAAAUUGCAACCACAUACACCACAAAUCGUAUCAAUUUGCACGUUUGAAAAAGCGUUGCGGUCGGGACGGCGGCCGGGCGGCCACGACGAUGAUAAUGUUUACAAAAAAGAGAUUCUUGAAAUAUUAUCACCAAAUAUUGAUAGGAAAAGUCAAGUCAAAAUUUUAGUUCUUGAUUAUUGAAACAUUCGACACUCGCUUACGAUUGUGGACCCCCAGUUUUUGUCACGUCCAACGCGAAAUCUCGUCGAGUCUCCCGUGGUUAAAUGGACCAUUUUUCUGAUACUAUUACGUAAAGUUAACGAAAUUCCGGCAUCGGAAACGUAUUUAUUAUCAAUCUACCCAAUUCCAUUCAGCAUUGCUUCUAAAUCCUAUACUUUUUUCUGUGCCACCCCCGUAUUUUAUUACACAUGUGUUAUAAUCAACGAUAUGGUUUUCUAAAUUUAGUUUUGAUGUUUAAAAUAUUUGAAACCCUCGAAACUCGAGCACUUCCCAUUUGCAUAAUUGGAAAAGCACAUGCAAUCUUUUUGACAUCCACUCUUCAUUCAGCAAAUAUAAAAAGGAUAGAAUGCGGUUUUAUUCCAUAAUUGAACAACAUUCAGAAUAUCAUCUGUGUGUGCUUAAAUCGACCAGAGAUGGCAUGGAAUAAAUAUCUGGGUGUGGAAGUGGUGCUACUACUCUGUAGAUUUUCCAUGAUUUUAGAAGGAUCCGUGUAUACGAAUCUGUACAUCUACAGGACUUGUUACGUAAUAUUAGGUUAUAAUCAAUCGGAUUGUGCCCAAUUAGGAAAUGAGGUAAACGAUAUAACCAAAGAUUUGGAACCGAAAGUUCAACCGACCGUAAACAAAAUCCAUAUGGUACAAACAGUCGCUAAUACUUUGUUCCCGAUGAUUUUUAACUUGUUUGUGGGAACGUGGUCCGACAAAUUUGGAAGAAAACCGUUCUUGUUGCUUUGUUUAAUAGGGAUAAUUGUUACGACGACUGGAAAUAUUUUCAUUAUUCAUUUCGAAAACGCUUCGCCUUGGUGGUUUAUAGUGACUUCUUUACCGACUGUUGUCACGGGUGGAUUCGUUACUUUAUUCAUUGUCAUUUCAGCUUAUCUAGUUGAUAGUUCGACCUCCACAAGUAGAGCUACUAGAUUUUCUUUGAUUGAAGUGACAUCUGGAAUAGCCUCGUUCGUUGGAAGUCUUGUAUCGGCGCCUAUUUUAUACGCUACUAGCUACCAAACUAUAUUUAUUAUAGCAGUUGGACUACAACUAACUAGUUUUCUAUAUACUUUACUGUUUAUAUCAGAAACAGUUAAGAAAGAAAACAAUAAUAGAGUGCCGAAAAUUGUAGAGUUAAUAAAAACAGGCGGUAUCAUCGGAAAUAUAAAACAUGCUUUGAGAAAACGCGAAAACAACAUCAGACCAUACCUUCUAAUAAUUGUAGGAGUACCACUGAUAUCAGGAUUUGCAAGUGGACAAGCAUCUGUCAUGAAUCUAUUUUUGAGAGCUAAACAUCAUUGGAAUUUAACCAAAAUUAACACAGUUCACAGUUUCGUAAGUGUUUUGAAUAUAUCUGGUACGCUUGCUGGUACGUUCCUUUUAUAUAAAACACUGAAAAUGAAGGAGAUGCAUUUGAUUUUGCUGUGCAUGACAACUGCUUCCAUUGGUAAUUUACUAUGGGGUCUGGCCACAAAUGAUUAUUAUAUUUACGGAACUUAUAUCAUCAAUUGUUUCGGCGGGCUCGCGCCAUUGAUGUGGAAAACUCUUCUGUCCUACAUGGUAUCACCUGAUGAAAUUGGAAAAAUCUUAGCUCUCGUUACAAUUAUCAACAAUUUAAAUAACUUGCUAUCGAGUUUAGUUUAUACCAACAUUUACAACGCCACUAUUGACACUAAUAGCGGGAUUUUCAACUUUGUUUCGUUUGGUAUUCACGUCGUCGUUAUUAUCAUUAUCCUAUUUAUGUUACGAUUGAAGUUGCCUCGAUACCAAGCGCCUACAGAUGCAAAUGCGGAAAUUGAAAGCGGUCCUAAAGAAGUCACUUCGAAUAAUAACACUACUGAAUCUGACAAAAAGAAAUCAAAUAGAAGAAGUUUAAGUUUGGAUAUUGCCGUAACGGUUAAUAAUGAAAUUGAAGAAAAUACGAAGAAAUUCAGUUUAAAUUAUUAGUAGAGUUUGAUGUGAAUGUGGUUAGGGUAAUGUAGAUAGUGAUUGAUAGUAAAUUAACCUAACCUAACAUUAUAUAUAACAUUAAACAAUAUUUAGUUGUUCUUCAGGUUAUCUGAAGAUUAAUCAAAAUCAUUAUUAUUAUAUAUUUUUACAUAAAAAUUAGAAUUAAUAUGUUUUUGUCGUUUUGGUGAUAUAAACAAUGGUGGAGUCAUGACAUAUUUUUCUUUUCAAAGAAUAUAUUGUCUAUAAACUCGAAAAAUGUGGAUUUAAGUAAAAAAAAUAACCUUUAAUAGUGGUUAUUGACGCAAAAUGUAAGAAAAUAUGUCAGUAUAACUAAUUUUGCAAACUUCCGGUUUUUGUUCAACUGGAUUUUAUCACAAAUUCUCCGUAACACCCUGUAUAGUAUAAUGACAAUAAACUAUUUAUUGGGAAUAGUGGCGCGAGUACGAUUUCCGUCACGGCAUUUUGUAAAUCGACCAAAAAUAAAUCGAAAAUGAAGAAUAAAAUUUUUCGAUAUCUCGCUUCGUUUUCGAGAUAUCGAUACUUGAAGUCGAUAAAACUUAAUAUAAUCUAACCUCUACGGGGCUUCGACUUUUAAAGCGUUCGUAACGUACUUCUUGAUCGAUAAGCCAAAAACAGCAUAUUUCUACAAUCAAAUAUCGAUAAAAUAUUGUAAAUAAUGUAAAAAUUAAAUAAAUAACUUUUUGUUUUUUAAAAUUACAAGACUCGUGCUGAAUUCAAGGCGAGCGCCAUCUGUUGCCUGAAACCAAUCUCGAAGUGACGUUUAUAAGUGGCUUCCAGUAUCGAUAUCUCGAAAACGAAGCGAGAUAUCGAAAAAUUUUAUUCUUCAUUUGAGGUUUAUUGAGGUUUAUUUAUUUAUUUAUUUAAUUAAGCCAUAUUCGCUAAUCGUACUCUCCACGAAAUAGUAUUAAAAUAAUUACUAGUGUUGAUCUGUUUAUAUAUAUAUGAAAUAUAUUUUUUAAGAUAUUUUUCUCAAUAGAGAGGAUCUGAUAUUAAUAUUAUAAUAUUUGAUAUUGUAAAUAUUCAAAUAAAUAAAUGAAUAAAAGUGUUAUUUGAG
Molecule: messenger RNA, 4012 nt
Organism: Diorhabda carinulata
Lineage: Eukaryota; Metazoa; Arthropoda; Insecta; Coleoptera; Chrysomelidae
Product: proton-coupled folate transporter-like
Exons: 7
Coding region: 1417-2934 (505 amino acids)
Biological process (GO): transmembrane transport
Cellular component (GO): membrane
Molecular function (GO): transmembrane transporter activity
Source: RefSeq, a predicted model, not a curated record